CGACCAUCCAUGACAUGAUCAUGAACAUGAUUGAUGGUCGUUUCUUUGGUAAGUGAAUUCUCACUUUCUUCCAGAAGGUCUGCAGCCAUUUUGCGUACAACCAUCAUCCAUUUUUAAGACACUGGUGCAGCGAAAAUGCCGGAGAUUGAGGCCUCCUUGUCUCCCGUGGCGGGGAGAACAAGGCUGGAACAGGGUGUCCUCGACUCACCUUUUCCCAAGACGAGCAAGUCCACAGAUAUGGUAAAUAUUGCGAACGACCCCUCACUAAACGCUGACGGCGCAAUGGCUGUGGAGAUGUGGUACGCAGUAUGAUAUGAUUAUAAGUUUACUUAUAACUUUAGGUACGCACCAGCAUCCGAAUUAAAGAACUUAUACCCCGUGAGUGGGUACAUCUAUCUCUCUAUCUAUCUAGGCACUGCCACUCGCACUUUACGGAGAGGUCUGUCUAUAUUGAUAUUUCAAAGCUAAUAAUGAAAAUGAGAAUGACACCGUACAAUCUGUAUUUGAUUUCAGGAGAGGCACCCUUCCUUUUGCUCUUUUCCUAUGCUUGCAAUCUAUACAUCAGCAUCUCAUCAACCCCUGACUAUUUUCAUCUCAAAAUACAAGGUACUGGAACACUGCGAACGAGUUUAAGUCGGAGAUCAUGUUCUGCAAUCCUGUGGACAGCGAUACGCCGAAGCUGAUCAUACCCUUGGAGAUCUUCGAAAAGAUGAAAAAGGUGUACAAUGAACGGAGCCGCCUUCUAGACUCAAAUUAAGCCUCAACUUUCAAUGGUCAUUGGGGUUGGUCACUGAGAUCGACGAGGCGACCCCUUGAGAGAACAGGGGAAAACGAAGGGAAAGGGGAGAGCUUUGAAGGGGGUCCCUUCCGUUCAGAGUCAGUGACCAUUGAAGGCUGAGCUUUAAUCAAAGAAGGAGCAGUUCGAAGAGAUCAUGAACCUCUUCCGAACCAUGAG
Molecule: messenger RNA, 955 nt
Organism: Amoebophrya sp. A25
Lineage: Eukaryota; Dinophyceae; Syndiniales; Amoebophryaceae
Source: the annotation of a GenBank genome assembly